Messenger RNA from Dermacentor silvarum, 5460 nucleotides. RefSeq lists its product as uncharacterized. Lineage: Eukaryota; Metazoa; Arthropoda; Arachnida; Ixodida; Ixodidae. The record is from RefSeq and is a predicted model, not a curated record. Gene Ontology annotation, cellular component: membrane; endoplasmic reticulum. Gene Ontology annotation, molecular function: chloride channel activity.
UAAAUCAGUACUCUCUAUAAACAGUGCGAUCGAAAAUGAAAAGUUGGGGGUGGUGUUGAAUUUCUCGUGCCGCGAGCUCAACGGAAGUCGCUCGCGUUUAUAGAUUUCUUUUCCGCUGCCUUUGAGACGACGAGCCAUGCGAGCGAGCUUGAGUUGUGUCAUCGUCCUGCUGCUGUCGUGUCUCGGCGUCGUAACCGCGCGGGUUCAGUCCGAACCCGACACGCCCGACGUCGAUGAGUUCUACCGGAGUCGCUUCGGCAACGGCGACACUUCGCGAAUGCGCGUCAUUCUGGGUGACACCGAGGGCUGGGUGAACCCGCACGACAUGAUGGGCGUCGCGUCGAAGUCCUCCGGCAAGCGAGCGCAGCAGCAACACUCCAAGUUGAAGAAGAGCUCGGGCGCGGGGCCCGAACCCAUUUCGGAGGACACCACGUCCCCCGAAGCGCGGGCGCAGAUCUACAGCGAGAUCAGAGCGCGCGCUGCCGCCGAGACGUUUAGUCGAUACCCGGCAGCGGUGAUCGAACAGCCUGACGACGAAGCCGAUGAAACGACGAACGAAGAAGGCGAAACUGCUAAAGAAAGCGCCUCGUCGCCGACCAAAUGCAACGCUCAGCAGUCUAGUUGCGACUGUGACUGCAAGGCGUUGCGACGCGAGACCAAGAAAUGCGGCGAGCAGGUGAAACAGCUGCGGCUGAGCCAGGUGCUCGCCGACGGUCAGCACGACCGCGAGUUCAUCUACCUCCGACGGCUCGCGCUCAACGUCAUCUACAGCGCCAGGUUCGGCGGAGACGAGAUGCCGUCGAACGUCAAGUUCGAGAUUCUUCUCUCGUCUGACGACGUGGCGACUUUGGAGAAGCUCGCCACGGAUGGCAACUCCAAGUCAUCACAGCUGGAGCAGAAGCUGUCCACCAUCCUGUCCAGCUCGGUGGUGACUCCGGAUGAGCUGCCGCACGGCACCAAUGCGCUCCUGGGGCGCCUGGCCCAGGCCUGGGGCCAGACCAUGGGUCCCGUGGACGUGCGGCUUGCGGUGCCGGCCUGCGCCCUGCUGGGCGUCUUUCUCAUCAUAAUGAUUCGGGGCCGCCCGUGGAAGGUGUUCAUCUUCAUGGGCGCCUUCUAUUUCCUCCUGCUCAGCUUUGUCUGGCACUGGACUUUCUGCUAUCAGCUGGAGCAUGCGCGAAGAGAUGCAUACAUCUCGCGGAACGUGGUCCCACCCGAGCAUUGCCAACCGGGCUACAGCCCCGGCUGGAUCCAGCGGAUUCUGGGACGUGAUAGCAGCGUGGACUGUGACAAGUACUACGAGAGCCUGCACAUUGACCCUGUAUGGCAGGUCAAUCCACUGUUCGUGUUGACUGAGUUGUUGUCCAGGGCCCUCUUCAACCCGCUGUCCAACCUUGGGACGGCGCUCGGGAAGUUCGCGCGAAACUUCGCCGAGCACCAGACCUGGUGGAGCAUGCUCAACAACUUCGUGAACGUCAUCUGCAUCGGCGUCCUGGGCCUGUUUGCAGCCAUGAUCUUCAUGAAGUUGUUCAUCUUCUUCCUCACGACGUUCUACUGGAACAGACCGGAUAAACCGAGGCGUCAGCGUGUUGAGGAGGUGUCGGAAUCCGAGCUGAGUCGGUCGGCGCGUCUGCAUCGUGAUGUUAGACCACUGCAAGAGUCGCUUCCCAGCCGCCAGGAGACGGGUGCGGAAGAUGACGUUUCGUGCGAGGAAAGCGACGAAGAGGACAAUGAUGAAGGAGUCGAUGGCAAGGCUGGAGGGGAUGUUUGGCUCAAAGAGGAGGAUGUGGCCAAGUUGGGUAAAACCUGACUUGUCAGAGAAGCAGCUAGAUAUGUGUAUGUGUGUGCCUUGGAAAAUUUUUAUAGCAUCUAGUUAAGAAACGAACAGCCUUUUGUGAUAAUGUUCAAAUGUUCCUUUUUAUCCCCAUUCCUUACACAUCAGAGUAUGUCUCUAUCACCUCGGCCUUGCACCUGUGCUAGAGCCCAUUCGUGAAUCUCUAAUUUAAAUGCUCUUUGCACAUUGUGCCAACUAUGUUGCCCCUUUUGCACGUUGUGCCAACUGCGUAGCGCCUUUUUAUAUCCCAAAUAUUUUGUUCAGCCUAACAUACCAAAGCUUGUAAUUAGCACCAGCAUGCGCAGAGUUUAGCGUGUACACUACAUUUAGCUGAAAACAAAAACUGAAUAGGCAUGUAGCUGUUAAUCAUUCAUGCCCUUCUUAUGUAUACAUUGCUGUAAAAGCAGCAUAAAGUAGUUUUGCAAAAUCUGAAGGUAGCCAUUGGGGCUAAAUGCUGGGUUGUGAUAAGAAAGAAGCAACUCUGACGAACCAUGGGUUUGCAGCAGCUCUCAAGAGGCACCCCAAUGUUUCUGGUUGGAAGACUCUGUGUUAAAAUCAGCUUAGGUGUUUCCUUUACUUCAAUCUCGUAUGUAUAUAGUUUUGUUUUUCACUGGAUGUCCCGAUGAUCAUUGCCGGUGAGGUAGUAGGCUGACACCGGAAACGGAGGUGGAAUGUUCCUGAUAAUGCCUAUUGUCGCAAACCAUGAAUCGUGUUAGCUGCGUAAAUCGCAGUAGAUUGCCGGAAAGUUUUUGGUGUGCAAGUUGCAAAGCUGUGAUGUCGCCUGCGUAUGUGCGGGCAGUGUCAGUGCCUUGAUUGCUGCUGGCAAAAGACUUUGCAAGUGAAAGCAAACAACAUCGAAAAUUACGGAAACAGGAAGCCACUGACUGUGUCACGAUGCUUACCAUGCUGGCAUGCCCUGUAUGUAGCAUGUAUUGCAAAAGCAGAGCCUGCGUAAUUCAAGUGAUAAGCAAAAAUGAUCGUAAAAAAAAGUCUAUUCUCUGCCGCAUAGCUUGAACUUGACUUGUCAGCAUGCCCCUAACUCUAAUAUUCACCCUAAGGGUGACUCUAAUUGUGACCUCAAUAGUGGCAGCGUCUAUCUUGGUGCAGUUUAAAGGGCAAUGAAUCACCUAAGACAAGUUAUUUCCCACCGAAAAGUGCCAUUUUCGGCUGAUUUCGAAGCAAAAACGGCAGCUCACAAUAGAGAGCUUUAAAAAAGUUUAGUUCUGGAGGUUUAUGUGCCGAAACCACAAUCUGACACGCCGUAGUGGCGGACUCCAGAUUAAUUUCGACCACCUGGGGGUUUUUAACGUGCACCCAAUGCACGGUACAUGGGCAUUUUUGCAUUUCGCACCCAUCUAAAUGCGGCUGCUGCUGGCCAGAAUUUGAUCUCGUGACCUUGUGCUUAGCAGUGCAAUGCACAAUAAUAUAAUACCUGUAUAUUUAUAAUACCUGCUUUAUAAUACCUGUACCACCUUAGUGUUACCGAUACCGGCUGCCACGUGUGCGCAUGUGUGGAGUUUGCCGCACUCCGGUAAGAUUACCGGGACAGCUCCCUCCGGUUAUUGUGAUGAUUGUGGUUAUUGUGAUAACACGCAUGUGCCAGACUGCCUGCUUCGAGACUAAUUUGCGCAUGCAACUUCCUCACUCUUAACCUUCGCCUUUAAGAGUGGAACAUGAUAGCGUUAUCUAGCCCCGUUUGCACUGCAUUUUUCUUUGAGUAAGCUUCACUGCAGUACACUAUGUGGGAAAGCCAGCUUGCAAAGACCAAGCUUAAGCCGAUCCCCUUAAAGUCUGCUUCACUUUUAAACACAAAUGCAUUGCUGGGAAGGCAUUUUUCCUGGGGCAGUAUAAGCCAUCUUACAUCAAAAUAUGAAGGCCCUAGGGCCUUUUUUUUUUUUAUUAAUUGUUUGCUGUUGCCCCGAGGCUGGCACGCGCAUGUCCAAAAUGCAUUAGGGAGUUAGCGCUAAGUCCCAGUUUGACCUUGGCUGAUCUUGAAGGUCAGACUUACUGAACCAGGCGUCUCCUGGGUUUGUACCUUGAGUAGUAGAGCUAUCGCUCUAAAAUGGUCAAAUAAGCCAUCGCAUAGUUUCGUCUAGAGUGGAGUACAAUAUGUGAGUGAUCUUUUGUCAUUAUUGAGAUUAGUUUUGUUUUGACACUGCUAGGCCUAGAGAGACGGCACCGGGGUGAGAAAGCGAGUCGAUUUCCUCUUACCCACAUCUCCAAAUAGGCCUAGAGCCAUCAUUUAAAUAAAUUAUUCUCUGUGUCGAUUUCCACCUAGCAGGUGGCACCACAGCAUAGCACGGCGGUGAUCAAUGCUGAACGUUGUGGCACCGUCUGCUAGGUGGAAAUUUGCGCAAAGCUGGCUUUGUGCCAUUACAGCUACCAUAACAGUAUAAAUACAGCCAGCAGCAAAAGAUUUUGGAGCACGGAAUUUGUGAAAAAAAAAUUUUUUUUCUAGGACUUCACCACUCAUUCUGGAAUUAGCUUCACAAUGUGGUGGUUUUAUGGAGCAAUACUAUCCACUGCACAUUGCAAUUCGAGGAAGAACGUGUUGGCUGCAACGAGAUUUCAUUUUUUUCUGUCUGUGAACUCCAAAACAUUUUGCGACAGGGUGUACCGACAGUGGCAGCUAGUUUACCGACAGUGGCAGCUAGUUUACCCAUCAAGCUGCAGGUACAGCCUUUGUCAAAAGUAUACAGGCUACUGCGUACCUUCACCUAUGUGUCGUCGGGCUGUGUGGUACGGUUGUCGUGGCGCUCCCGACACUCUGGAGUUCUAGAUGGUGAGCAUGAGAGUUCUUUUCAUUCGCCAGGACAUUGGAACGUAAACAUACCGCAGGAACUCUCUAAACGGAGUACUGAAGCCUCAAUUCCUCGAAAGCGACACAACUGAUUAAUUGCAGCACCUUUUAUCAUCAUCAUCAUCAGCCUAUAUUUAUGUCCACUGCAGGACGAAGGCCUCUCCCUGUGAUCUCCAAUUACCCCUGUCUUGCGCUAGCCGAUUCCAACUUGCGCCUGCAAAUUUCUUAACUUCAUCACCCCACCUAGUUUUCUGCCAUCCUCGACUGCGCUUCCCUUCUCUUGGUAUGGACUGAAUGGACUCUGCUAUCGGCAGCAUGGACAUAGUGUGUAUGUGUCGGUGGUAUCUGGUACCACGAGACCGCUGCAGCAGGUUUCGAUGGCGUGACGAGUCUCCAUAGCUGUGCUGCACUUGGUGCAUGCUUUGAACUGGCCACAUUAAAAGGUAACGCAAUUUUUUGUUAUGCUCUCGGGGAAUCGAGCCAAUAUAGCGUAAUUACUGACCAAACAUCUAUCGAAUAAAGCAAUAAAAACGGCAGCAACAUUUUCUGUCAAUGCUGCUUUAAACAGCCUGUAGCCAACCUGACGGUCACAGACAAUGUAGCCCGUAUACUUUUGACAUACAGUGUACAUUGCUGCACUCAAUUUUCAAAGGCAACUAUUUGUAGUAUUCUGUACAUGUUGUAUAAUGAAGACCACAGAAAAUGGUGUCAACGCCAUGUCAAGUGCCUGUCAAAAGCACGAAAUAAAUGUGUCCAUUGCGGGGCUGCGAUUGACCCGUGAAUAUUGUCCUAGUGGACGCCACAGCUGAAUAAAGGAAAGUUUCCUGUC